AUGUAUGAGUGGCGUACUACCCUCCGCCAGGAAGGAGUAACCCCGACACCGCGCGAAAAGGAAGUUGCUAGGACCCAGUUCCGGCAGCUCGCGAUAGAGAAAUGGAAGGAGAGGCUGGCCCACGUCAGGGUCGGUCUCAGAGCUGUCGGAGCCAUCCGCCCAGUAUUAGAAGAAUGGGUGGAUCGGCGGCCGAAAGGACUCCCAUUCAGGACGGUGCAGGUGCUCACCGGACAUGGAUGUUUCGGUGAGUACCUGCACGAGAAGGCGGGGCGCGAGCCGACGACGCGCUGUCAUCAUUGCGAGGAGGAAAGGGACACAGCCCAGCAUACGCUAGAGGAGUGUCCCUCAUGGGAUGAUGAACGCCGCGACUUGCGGCAGGUGGUGGGCGACGAUCUCUCGCUCCCGAUCAUCGUAGCAAAGAUGGUCGAGAGCGAGGAUGCCUGGGACGCCAUGGUCUCCUUUUGUGAGAACGUCAUCUCACAAAAGGAGGCCGCGGAGAGGGUCAGGGAAGACAAUCCCGAUGCUGACCCAAUCCGCCGGAGGAGGGGGGGUGCACGGCGGCGAGCCUAUGAUCGCCAAGGCCCGUAG
Molecule: messenger RNA, 588 nt
Organism: Camponotus floridanus (Florida carpenter ant)
Lineage: Eukaryota; Metazoa; Arthropoda; Insecta; Hymenoptera; Formicidae
Exons: 1
Coding region: 1-588 (195 amino acids)
Source: RefSeq, a predicted model, not a curated record